Molecule: messenger RNA, 1560 nt
Organism: Lasiosphaeria miniovina
Lineage: Eukaryota; Fungi; Ascomycota; Sordariomycetes; Sordariales; Lasiosphaeriaceae
Product: HAD-like domain-containing protein
Exons: 1
Coding region: 1-1560 (519 amino acids)
Biological process (GO): glycerophospholipid biosynthetic process
Cellular component (GO): mitochondrion
Source: RefSeq, a predicted model, not a curated record
AUGGGCACGCCGCCAGACUCGCCGCCAACAAAGGCACAGCCGGCGCCGGCGCCGGUAAGGCCGCGGCCGAAGAAGACGGGCAGCUGGAACAGCUACCAGUUUGUCCACAGCCGCGGGUCCAGCACCAGCUCCCAGUUUGCCCACACGCUCAGCAUCGACGUCAACACGGUGGCCAUCCCUCUGUCUCCGGGCUCCCACAACACAGUCGAGGUGCCGGCUGUGCGGUCUCCCGACGCGCACGCCGCCGAGUACUUCCACAGCCUGUCUCUGUCGCCCUCCCUCAAAGAGCGCCGUCUGUCGCGCAACUCGUUCAGCGCCUCGCUGCCCAUCCCGCGCUCCAAGCGCCAGUCGCGCCUCAGCAACGUCGCCUUCCCCGACGUGCAGGCAGCCCUCGGCGCGGUGCGGCCCGGCAUGCCGCCGGUGCAGCCGACGCGCGAGAUCCUCAGCUCGCAGGUGCAGGACGUGCACAGCGAGAUGGCGCGGCGGGCCAAGAACAUGGCCUUCGUCUUCGACAUUGACGGCGUGCUGGUGCACGGCGACCGCCUGAUCCCCGAGGGCCAGCGCGUGCUCGAGAUCCUCAACGGCGACAACCAGCUGGGCAUCAAGAUCCCCCACAUCUUCCUUACCAACGGUUCCGGCAAGCCCGAGCUAGCCCGCACCACACAGCUGUCCGGCAUCCUGCACAACCCAGUAUCCACGGAGCAGUUCAUCCAGAGCCACACUCCAAUGCGCGCCCUUGCGGAGUACUACAGCACGGUGCUGGUGGUGGGUGGCGAGGGCUAUCGCUGCCGCGAUGUUGCCGAGGAGUACGGCUUCAAGGACAUCGUCGUGCCCAACGACAUCAUCGCCUGGGACCCGACCAUUGCGCCGUACCGCGUGUUCACCGAGGAGGAGCGCGCAUCGUCGCGGCCGCGCGACUUUAGCAAGAUCAACAUCGAGGCCAUCCUCGUCUUCUCCGACUCGCGCGACUACGCGACGGACCUGCAGAUCAUCAUGGACCUGCUGCGGUCGCAGAACGGGCGGUUGCGCACGGUGGCGGCCGACCCCGAGUCGCAGCGCAUUCCCAUCUACUUCUCGCAGGGCGACUUCCUGUGCCCCACCGAGCACCCCAUCCCGCGCAUGUCGCAGGGCGCCUUCCGCAUCGGCCUCGAGGCCAUGUACAAGGCCCAGACGGGCGUCGACCUCGAGCGCGUCGUCUACGGCAAGCCCGAGCUGGCCACGUACAAGUACGCCGACGAGGUCCUGGCCUCCUGGAUGGACGUGCUGCACGGCGAGGAGCGCGUCCCCGAGAACAUCUACAUGAUUGGCGACAACCCUGCCUCGGACAUUGUCGGCGGCAACAUGUACGGCUGGAACACGUGCCUCGUGCGCACCGGCGUGUUCCAGGGUGGCGAGAACGACGAGGAGAACCCGGCCAACUUUGGCGUCUUUGCCAACGUGCUGGAUGCCGUCAAGACGGCUUGCCGCAAGCAGCUCGGCCACGACUUCCGCUUCGAGUGGUCUGACUCCAUGAACCCAGUCCUGCACGGCAAUGCUGAGGGCUCGUCGGCCAUCGAGUAG